Limulus polyphemus (Atlantic horseshoe crab) is the source of this 737-nucleotide messenger RNA. RefSeq names its product bifunctional 3'-phosphoadenosine 5'-phosphosulfate synthase-like. Gene Ontology annotation, biological process: 3'-phosphoadenosine 5'-phosphosulfate biosynthetic process; sulfate assimilation. The transcript is spliced from 4 exons. Gene Ontology annotation, molecular function: adenylylsulfate kinase activity. The record is from RefSeq and is a predicted model, not a curated record. NCBI's taxonomy places the organism in Eukaryota, Metazoa, Arthropoda, Merostomata, Xiphosura, Limulidae. The annotation marks the transcript as partial.
GUUUUACUGGGAUCGACUCAGUAUAUGAAAAACCUAGCCACCCUGAUUUGGUCAUCAAAGCUGGACAGCUGAGUGUUCAGGAUUCAGUGCAGUGUGUUGUUGGGUUGUUAAAAGACAAGGGUAUCAUUCCAGAGUCUGCAGUUGAUAGUGUAAAGGAGUUGUUUGUUUCCAAGAAUCGAGAAAGUUCGGCAAAGGAUGAAGCAGAAACACUCCCAUUUAUCAACAUUUCUAAUGUGGACUUGCAGUGGGUUCAAGUUUUGUCCGAAGGCUGGGCGACCCCCUUGAAGGGAUUUAUGAGGGAGAGAGAAUACCUACAGUGCAUGCACUUUGGCUGUCUUUUAGAUGAUGGUUUGACAAACCAGACGAUUCCCAUUGUGCUGCCUGUAUCUACAGAAGACAAGGAAAGUAUGAUUGACUCUUCAGCUAUUGCUCUGAGAUACAAGGGCAAGUGCUACGCUAUUCUGAGGCAUCCUGAAUUCUACGAACAUAGAAAAGAGGAGCGAUGCUGUAGACAGUUUGGUACAAACGAUCUUGGACAUCCCUAUAUAAAGAUGAUUUAUGAAAGUGGAGACUGGUUAGUAGGAGGGGAUCUAGAAGUGUUAGAGAGAAUCAGGUGGAACGAUGGCUUGGAUGAAUUCCGCUUUUCUCCGAUGGAACUUCGAACCAAGUUCAAAGAAAUGGAAGUGAGUACCUUGAUUUAUAUAACAGCCAACUCUGACUUAAUUUCACUAUAUUUG